This is a messenger RNA of Telopea speciosissima, 3070 nucleotides long. RefSeq names its product S-type anion channel SLAH2-like. The record is from RefSeq and is a predicted model, not a curated record. The transcript has 5 exons. Gene Ontology annotation, biological process: intracellular monoatomic ion homeostasis; transmembrane transport. Bases 342 to 2255 code for a protein of 637 amino acids. NCBI's taxonomy places the organism in Eukaryota, Viridiplantae, Streptophyta, Magnoliopsida, Proteales, Proteaceae. Gene Ontology annotation, molecular function: voltage-gated monoatomic anion channel activity. Gene Ontology annotation, cellular component: membrane.
CGUCUGAGGCCUUGUAUGUGUUCCUUUCUUUGUCCGAUGUUUCUUUUCUUUUGAGGUUUCUGUGUAGGUGGCGGGAGUGGAAUGGCUGUCUGUUAUUGUUGUCUUAGUGGCUUGUAUUCCUAUUGAAAGGGUUUUAGGGUGAAGUUAAUAAGCUACAGUUUUGAUAGAAAUUAAGUUGUUUGUAAUGUAGCUAGUGUAGCUGCACAAAAGUUACAUUGAUCAUCAGUUGUCUUUGUUCUAUUUGAGACUGCUUCAUGACAUUUUCGAUUCUUUCUUCAUAAAUUUAUUUAAUGAGCUCUGUAUGACCAAAAAUGUUUGCAUCUAGGUGUGGUUGGUAGAUCAUGGAAAACGGCUCACAUAUAGGUUCAGCAGAGCAGGAUUCGGCUGAAGAACUUCCAUCUCUUUUCAAAUACUUAGCAUCCAAAACAGUGGCUGGAUUUGAUAACAUUGAAGAGAGUGGUAGCCCAAAUCCUCAGUUUCAACGAACUGGGAUCCCAACUUCCAGUCCUCCACCUGAUUGUGCAUUAACUAAAGGAAUAAAAAUGACUGAUUGCCAGAGCCCGUUUUAUGCAUCUCCAGCUUUUGACUCAAAACAGAUACAUCCUAUCUCUACCAGCAUGCCGCCUUCUCCUUAUGGGCAUCAUGUAGGAAGCACAAAAAGAGUUCUCUUCAGGGAUAGAGAAGGAGCAAGUGUCAACAAUGGGAUUGUAGAACCUCCUGCUAUAGCUGUUGGCACUGAACAACUUAAACAGGAAAAGUGUCGUUCUCAGCCCAUGCAAUCAAGUACUCCAUAUGCUGAGGCAGUUUCGAAUGGAAAAUUCUCCAAUUUCUCUGGCCAGCAAAGAAGGAACCCAAGGAUUGAUAGGCUUAAUGGCAGACAUUAUGAUUCUUUUAAAACUUGGUCUGGGAAACUUGAGAGGCAGAUAACACAUUUACGGGGAAAGCCGUGUGAACCUAAACCAGAUGACAGUGCUCAGAAUCCUGAGAUUGAGGCUUUACCUGUGUAUCGGUACUUCGAUGCCUUAGAAGGGCCUGAAUUGGAUACGCUUAGGGAUUCAGAGGAGUUGGUCCUUCCAGAAGACAAGAAGUGGCCAUUCCUUCUCCGUUACCCAAUCAACUCAUUUGGUAUCUGCCUUGGAGUUAGUAGCCAAGCCAUCCUGUGGAAAACCCUGGCUACCUCUGCAUCCACUAAAUUCCUCCACAUAAGCCUGACUGUCAACCUUGUCCUUUGGUGUAUCUCUGUUGCUCUUAUAAGUGUUGUUUUCUCCAUCUAUCUUCUGAAAGUGAUACUUUACUUUGAAGCAGUCCACCGUGAGUACUACCACCCUGUCCGUGUCAACUUCUUCUUUGCACCAUGGAUAGCCUUACAGUUCUUAGCUAUUGGAGUCCCACCCGCACUUGUCAAAGACCUGCACGCUUCUCUCUGGUACAUUCUCAUGAUCCCAAUCUUCUGCCUUGAGCUUAAAAUCUAUGGACAGUGGAUGUCAGGGGGUCGGCGAAGGCUCUCAAAGGUGGCCAAUCCUUCAAAUCAUCUCUCCGUUGUUGGAAACUUUGUGGGAGCAUUGCUGGGUGCAUCUAUGGGGCUGAAGGAAGGGCCUAUCUUCUUUUUUGCCAUUGGAUUGGCUCAUUAUGUGGUCCUAUUUGUAACUCUCUACCAAAGGCUUCCAACAAAUGAGACACUGCCAAAGGAGCUACAUCCGGUGUUUUUUCUCUUUGUUGCUGCACCCAGUGUUGCUUCUAUGGCAUGGGCAAGGAUUCAGGGGGCAUUUGAUUAUGGGUCAAGGCUUGCAUACUUCAUUGCUCUGUUCCUUUAUUUCUCUCUGGCUGUUCGGAUUAAUUUCUUCCGAGGUUUCAAGUUCUCACUUGCAUGGUGGGCCUACACUUUCCCAAUGACCGGGGCUUCAAUUGCCACCAUUAGGUACUCAAAUGAAGUCACUAAUCUAGUGACGCAGUCUCUCUCAGUCAUUCUCUCAGGUAUUUCGACCCUCACAGUUACAGCUCUGCUCAUCUCCACUGUCAUCCAUGCAUUUGUGCUGCGAGACCUCUUCCCGAACGAUAUUGCCAUUGCCAUUACGGACAGAAGGCCUAAAACAGGCAAGAAACGGGGCCAUAAGAGAUCUGAAAGUCAAGACACUAAAGACAUUGAAGCUGAUUUCAAAUCAAGGAAAGAUUGCAAAGACAUUGAAGCCUCUCUGAAUCCACUAGUUAGUACAGGCAUUGCUGUUUUUUGUCAGGCUACCAUCCAAAAAGUAUGAUCUGGGUCAUGGUGGUUAGUAUCGUAUGAGGUCCAAUUACUUUUCUCUACUGCGUGUCCUGAUACCAGCUUGGUUCAAUCUUCUUCACUCUGACUAACUAGCGGGAUGGUCAGCGAGUUUUGGAAAUUGAGGGUAUGUCGAAGAAGACAGUGUUGUGUUCUCCUCUGCCAAUGUAUUUUAUUGAAAUACUCUGUAGAUUAUUUUUUCUACUCCAUUUAAGAGGCCAAUACGAAAGGUAAACAGAAGACGGAAUAGAGGAUCCGGAUUGAGUUCUAAGCAUCGUUGUCAAGGUGUGCCUUGUUGGUGUUGCCUUGCAUCCAAGUGCCCUCCAAUGCCUUGGGUCUCCUACAUGCCGUGACAGCUACAGUUCUAAGGUCCAUAACACAGCUCAGCUUCAUGGAUUGCUGCUGCCAGGGUUCCAGCUUUCACUUACAGCAUAUCCUACUCCAGAGUUUGAAGAUGAUUUACAUGGUUCAGGUUGCAAACUGUUGUGAGUGGUUUAGACUGGUGCCAUUACUAGAUUGUUCAACUGACACUGGGCAAGGAAAUCCAGAGAACCUUGCAGCCAGAGGUUGAAGAUGAUCGAGAUUUUUUUCAGGUUGUGAACAGUCACAAAUAGUCAUCCAGAAUUGUCACCGGUAGAUUGUCGAUGGAAAUCAGGUGCAUUCAAUCCAUAGGUUGACAAUGAUGCACAUGUUCAUCUUGCAAACUGUCAUGAGUGUGGAGUCAUCCAGAAUGGUGUCAUCCCUAGAUUGUUAACUCAAAUCGAGUUGGAAAUGAGUUAAUGUCUUGAAACCAAAAUAUUACCUGCAUCU